AUGGUGAUCGUCAGGCUCCUGAAUGGGCCGCCAACAGGUAAGUCCCUAAUCGGCAUUCCGCGAACAAGGGAUCCAGUCAACGACGAAACCGAGCCUUGGUUUUUUAUCAACGGAAUAGCCACCGGGUAUAUCAUUAUCCAGCCAGCAAAGAACCCUACUGAUCGAUACAGGAAGCACUGGCACCAGUCGAACCUAACCGCCCUGGCAGACACGUUCGGCCGGCAAAUCGUGGGCAUCCACAACCCAACCAAGGGCGUUAUCCUCGAUCUCGUCGAAUGCCUCAUCCAGCGUGAUCUCGACUACAAAACAGCUGACAUCCGACAAGGACGCGCGCAACUUCGCGCCGCGCUCGCCGCAUCCACUACGAAGAAAGUCGUGCUCAUCGUCCAUUCGCAAGGCGGGAUUGUCGCGUCUUCGAUUAUCGACUGGCUAUAUGGCGAGCUGAGCGAAUCCCAGAUACAGAAACUAGAGAUAUAUACCUUCGGCAACGCAGCGAGGCAGUUCCGCAAUCCGCCGCUGCACGAGCCGCAGGACAACGAUCCGGCUGGAACGACACCCCGGAGACAGAUUCAAGGGGAGCGAGCAAUCCGGAAUAUCGAACACUACGCAAACAUCAAGGACUUUGUGGCGAAUAUCGGGGUGUUGCAGUUCACGGCGCCUGCAGGCGCGUAUUCAAAUGCGAGUGUGUUUUCUGGGACUGUCUUUGUCCGAGAGGGGUCUGGCCAUUUAUUUAAUAUGCAUUAUUUGGACCCGAUGUUCGGGGAGGAUAGUGCUUUUAUGGAGAGUACGGUCGAUGUGCGGCCUGGGGAUGGGCCGGGGAAGACUGUCUCCAUGCGAAUCAGGGAAUUGUCUAGGCUCUACAAGUAUAAGAAUGGGGAGAGUCCGGAGGAUCAGGAUGCUACGUGA
This is a messenger RNA of Aspergillus fischeri NRRL 181, 906 nucleotides long. RefSeq lists its product as uncharacterized. The transcript is spliced from 2 exons. Lineage: Eukaryota; Fungi; Ascomycota; Eurotiomycetes; Eurotiales; Aspergillaceae. The coding region runs from base 1 to 906 and encodes 301 amino acids. The record is from RefSeq and is a predicted model, not a curated record.